AUGUCCGAGGUGAACAGGAGAACAGCGGCAUUUGUUGUUCUUGUAGCAGUCUUCUCGUACUACGUCAUACAGAAUCACUUCUCUCUCCCAAACAGAUAUCGAUCGCUGGUGCAAGACAAUGAGAGAAUGAAGAGAAUUUUGAACGCGACAGCAGACACUACCAACACAAUCUCGGCAUACAAGGUAGAUCUAGUGGAGAAGAGAAAGCGGUUGAUGGAAGAGAAGAAGAUGAUCCUGCUUGACACGAUCCUUCUCUUUGGAAUGCUCAAUGAGAAGUCAGUGAAGAACAUGGUUGAUGACAGCUAUCCCAUUGAAAUCCAAACAUUGUUGCAAUCUGUGGCAGAGUGCAUGCAGAAGUUGCCAGGGCUGGAGGACAUGAAGACACGAGAAGCAUCCUCCAUAACACAUGAGUUGGAAGAAUUAUCUUCACACAGCUGCACAGAUUUUGAGACCUUGAAAAAGAACUUCGAGAUGCUGGCUUCCUGGAGAAGGGGAGAUGGGACUAGAUUGAAAAUAUCCGAUUCGACCCACAAUGGCAAAGAGAAAGAAGUAAAAGAAGGUGGAAACAAGGAUUCAAAUGUAAUCACCAAGUUUAUCAAGGCGCUGAAUCAUGAGAAGGACUUGACCAUUGAGGAGCAGAAGAAAGAAUGGAAGAGGACCGUGGAGAUUUAUCGCAAAGAGGUUGAAUCUAUCGAGUAUGCCAAGGAUACCAAACUUGUGGACAAAAGUGAAAUCCAUCCUCUGAUUGUUGCUUCGGACGAAGAUUACGCGACCAAGACCGUGAAGUCUUGGCUUGAUCCUCCGUUCUACGGUAGCAUAAAGUCGCAAGACGAUUCUUGUCAUAACAGCUUUGGUAUUGGACUUGUCGAAAAAUGGUCGAAACAACGGGAAGUGUGGUGUGAGCCAGAAGGUGAGAAGUCAGAUUCGGGAACGACCCGUUCAAAGACAGAGAUUUCAUGCUACCCGUUCCGACAGGAUGGACAUUCUGCUGUCGAUAACCUUUGCUCUCUUCGAAACAUCUUGUUUGAUAUUUCUGACUUGCAAAACGAUGAAGUUACAAGUUCCGUGAUGCAAAAGUACGUGGAGUCGAAGCACUCAGAUGAAGCAUACAUUCACUGGAAAGAUGGGACAUUGAAAGGCACUUGCAAGAUAACCCAGAAUUUCCGACCAGACAAACUCCCGCUGUGGAACAAGGACCUCAUUUCGUCAUAUCAUCAGGUCUCUUCAACAGAAGACCCAGCAACAAAAGAAUCAGACAAGGCGAAAGCAACAUCAGAUUCGAAUUCAGAGAAAGGUUCCAACAAAAAAGAUGAAUCAAAAGGUGAAAAAUCAGCGAAGGAGGUGGCAACAGGGGGAGAAAAGUCACCGCCAGAGGGGGCAGGGGGAGGGGGAGAAGUAGCAAAACAAUCAGCCUCUGUGGGAGGGGAACAAGCAGCGAAGCAGGGAGCUGCGCAAGGACGUAGACUGAACCAGCAUAGGGAUGAUGCAAGUGGACUUCAAGUUUCAACGGUCGCUGUCAACGCCACGGGUGCAGAUUUCCCUCGUCGAGCGUUGAGCACAGUUGGCGAUGAAGCUGCAAGAGCGAACAGUUGGAAGCCCUUGCAAUGUGACGAGUGGGAAGAAACAGCCACUAUCGUCCUCCAGCGAGACACCUUUGCAAACUUCUUUCAUGAUUCUGAGGAUUUCUUCAACUUGUUCUUGGCGCUCGCAAUCCUGGACCUGGGGCUUUCAGACUUUCAACUUUUCUUCCUCGAUCUGUAUCCUCGGGGCCCAUUCUUUGAUAUCUGGACAAACGCCUUCGCCAAGUCUCCUGAUCGAGUUUUUCGUGCAUGGGAUGUCAAGAACAAGUACAAAGGCUCGAAGAUUUGUUUCAGUCGUCUGAUCACAGGCAUUGUCGGCCCAGCAUCCCCCCUGACCAUCCACACUUCAGUCACCAAAUGUGCACGAUCGCCACUCGUCAUAGCCUACGCAGAUUGGAUGAUUCGCGGCCUGAAGGUACACCACAAGACAACUUAUGUGUACCCUGGGGAACGGAAGUACCUUCUUAUCACUUGGAUGUCGAGGAAAUCCUCUGUGAAAUGGCCGGAGCUCAACUUUUGUGAGGACGACACUUUCUGGAAAUGCAGCCUGUUUUCACAUCUGGGCAUUCGCGAGCUUCGCAGAGUCGUCAAGAACGAAGACGAGGUGAUUCAGAAGCUCCGAACUCUUGAAGAGACUGAGUUCAAGGGAUCAAAAAGGGUUAUCGUGUCAAGAAAGGAUUACAAUCAGAUGAGUUUCCGUGAACAAAUAGCUGUAGAUGCUCAGACUGAUAUCAUGAUCGGGCCUCACGGGGCGGGUCUCACUCACUCGCUCUUCAUGCCCGAUGACUCGUUCUUGAUCGAACUUGGCAUUGACGGCUCGAGCGGUCUGAAGCACUUCGAAAACAUGGCGAUCUGGCGGAGGGGUCCUCAGAGAUAUUUCCGGAUCGCCAAUAGCCCGAAUCCUGUACAGGUUGACACUCUUUACGAUAAGGUUAUCCUCGCCAUUGACACUCUCACCAAAUCUCAAACUUAA
Messenger RNA from Guillardia theta CCMP2712, 2553 nucleotides. RefSeq lists its product as hypothetical. The transcript is spliced from 8 exons. The record is from RefSeq and is a predicted model, not a curated record. Lineage: Eukaryota; Cryptophyceae; Pyrenomonadales; Geminigeraceae. Gene Ontology annotation, molecular function: glycosyltransferase activity. Bases 1 to 2553 code for a protein of 850 amino acids.